Messenger RNA from Eruca vesicaria subsp. sativa (arugula), 1734 nucleotides. Lineage: Eukaryota; Viridiplantae; Streptophyta; Magnoliopsida; Brassicales; Brassicaceae. The record is from the annotation of a GenBank genome assembly.
AUGAAUUACUUCCCCGACGAAGUAAUCGAGCACAUUUUCGACUUCAUACCAUCUCACAGAGACAGAAACUCAAUCUCUCUCGUCAACAAAUCAUGGCACAAGAUCGAGAGAUAUAGCAGACAUCAAGUAUUUAUCGGAAACUGCUACGCAAUCAGCCCCGAGAGACUAAUCAGAAGAUUCCCCUGUCUCAGAUCUUUAACUCUCAAGGGAAAGCCUCACUUCGCUGACUUCAACUUAGUUCCUCAUGAAUGGGGAGGCUUCCUCCACCCUUGGAUCGAUGCUUUAGCUAAGGCACGUGUAAAUCUCGAGGAGCUUAGGUUGAAGAGGAUGGUUGUCUCUGACGAAAGCCUCGAGCUUCUUUCACGUUCCUUUGUGAAUUUCAAGUCUUUGGUUCUUGUUAGCUGUGAUGGGUUUACUACUGAUGGCUUAGCCUCCGUUGCUGCUAAUUGCAGGAAUCUUCGUGAGCUGGACUUGCAAGAGAAUGAGAUAGAUGAUCACAGAGGUCAAUGGCUAAACUGUUUUCCAGACAGCUGUACAACUCUUGUCUCGUUGAACUUCGCUUGUCUUAGAGGAGAAACUAAUCUCUCUGCGUUGGAGAGACUUGUUGCAAGGUCACCGAAUCUGAAGAGCUUGAAGGUGAACCGUGCAGUGCCUCUUGAUGCAUUGACGAGGCUAAUGAGCUGUGCGCCGCAGUUAGUUGAGUUAGGAGUAGGGUGUUAUGAGAAUGAGCCAGAAGCAGAGUCUUUUGAGAAGCUUAUGGCUGCUAUAAAGAAAUGCACUUUGUUGAGGAGCUUGUCUGGCUUCUCAGACGUUGCUCCGGUUUGUCUCACGGCGUUUUAUCCGAUUUGUGAAAGCCUUACCUACUUGAAUCUCAGCUAUGCUGCUGAGUUACAAGGCAACCAUCUUAUAGAGUUUGUUCAGUUUUGUAAGAGACUUCAACGGUUAUGGAUAUUGGAUAGUAUUGGAGACAAAGGACUUGAGGUUGUUGCUUCUUCAUGUAAAGAGUUACAAGAGCUGAGAGUGUUCCCUUCUGAUUUACACGAUGAAGAAGACAACAACACAGCUGUAACUGAGAUUGGACUGGUCGCAAUCUCAGCUGGUUGUCCUAAACUUCAUUCCAUUCUCUACUUCUGCAAACAAAUGACAAACGAAGCGCUCAUCACCGUGGCGAAAAACUGUCCAAACUUCAUCCGGUUCAGGCUAUGCAUCCUAGAGCCAAACAAACCAGACCACAUCACAUCUCAAUCACUAGACGAAGGCUUUGGUGCAAUAGUACAAGCUUGCAAAGACUUAAGAAGACUCUCUGUCUCCGGUCUCUUAACAGACAAAGUCUUCCUCUACAUAGGCAUGUACGCAGAGCAGCUAGAGAUGCUUUCAAUAGCCUUUGCAGGGGAUACAGAUAAAGGAAUGUUGUAUGUGUUGACUGGGUGUAAAAAGCUGAGGAAGCUGGAGAUAAGAGACAGUCCGUUUGGGAACGCUGCGCUUCUUGCUGAUGUUGGUAAGUACGAAACAAUGCGAUCCCUUUGGAUGUCGUCUUGUGAAGUAACGCUUGGUGGAUGUAAGAGGCUUGCAAGGAAUGCGCCGUGGCUUAAUGUGGAGAUUAUUAAUGAGAAUGAGAAUGGGAGGAUGGAGAGGAAUGAAGAAGAUGAAAGAGAGAAGGUUGAUAGACUUUAUCUUUACAGAACUGUGGUUGGGACUAGAAAAGAUGCACCACCAUGUGUCACGAUUCUUUAG